Stomoxys calcitrans (stable fly) is the source of this 369-nucleotide messenger RNA. RefSeq names its product DNA repair protein SWI5 homolog. Lineage: Eukaryota; Metazoa; Arthropoda; Insecta; Diptera; Muscidae. The record is from RefSeq and is a predicted model, not a curated record. The transcript is spliced from 2 exons. The coding region runs from base 110 to 346 and encodes 78 amino acids.
AGCUGAUGGUAUUGCCGCGAAUUUUGUAAUUUUCGCUUGAGAUUCCAGAUUCGAUCCACCAAAUUUCGUCUUUUUUCAAGAACGCAAGCGAUCUCCGUUCUUGGCAUAUAUGGAUGCACAUAGCAAGACGGAACUAUGUUCCAUUUAUAAGAAUUUGGAGAAGGAAUUAAAAAAUGCCAAGGUAUCAACAUUGGAAACGGAACGCAAAACCGAAAUUAUGAAUUUGCUGCAUGAUUUCAAUGAUAUCAAGGAUGCAGCACAAAUAGUUAUUGGAGCUGUGGCAAAUAUAGAUUGUCUUACUAUUAAGGAAUUACAUUUGAAGUAUAAUUUGCCAUUAAACGAGUAAGAAAACCAAAUAAUAAUAUUAAA